UUCCUCCUCCUGCCAGGCUGCCGCACAGACCUGGGAACAAUGAAACCAUUGAGCCCCUAACCAUGGGGAAUUUCGGGGAUUGCAGACUGGAGAGGAUUUGAACCAUCUACAUCCAAAUCAUGGGCGUUCCGUUUUGUAAGUUUGGCCAGAUUCAUGAAAUCAUAAUAGAAGAAGUCGAUGAAACCAGAUUGCCAAAAAAGAAAGAGACAAUAAAAAAAAUACAGCUUCCAUCCACAUCACCACUGCCACCGCCACCCCCUCCAAAGAAGUCUGGUCCAGAUGAGGAUGCACAAGAGAGAGAGAGACUGAAGAAGCAGCUUUGUCAAAAACGCCACAGAGCAAGAGUCAGGGCAGCUGAGAAGAUCCAGGCCUGGUGGCGUGGCACCCUGGUGCGUCGCACCCUGCUGGUGGCAGCCCUCAGGGCCUGGAUGAUUCAGCUCUGGUGGAGAACACUCUUGUGGAGGCGGAUUCUUAAGCAGCGGCAGGACCUGCUGAAGAUCUAUGUAAUCCAGGAGGAGGCGGCAGUCAAGCUCCAGUCCUGGGUUCGCAUGUGGCAGUACCAUCAACGUUACUGCCGGAUAUGCAAUGCUAUCUGCAUCUUCCAGGCCCCGAAGAACUGCUUUGCAUUCCAGACCAGUGCUCUUCUGCAGGCACAAUAUGAAGUCACUCCCAACCAGCCGGAGUUCCAUAUUGAAAUCCUAUCAGUCUAAAAGUACUACAGGGUGGAGAACUGCUCCACUGCCCCCAAUAAAUGUCUGACCAGG
Hyaena hyaena (striped hyena) is the source of this 764-nucleotide messenger RNA. RefSeq names its product IQ motif containing F3 (gene IQCF3). The transcript is spliced from 4 exons. The coding region runs from base 120 to 710 and encodes 196 amino acids. The record is from RefSeq and is a predicted model, not a curated record. Gene Ontology annotation, molecular function: calmodulin binding. NCBI's taxonomy places the organism in Eukaryota, Metazoa, Chordata, Mammalia, Carnivora, Hyaenidae.